Messenger RNA from Aphidius gifuensis, 1139 nucleotides. It is a transcript of the gene bai, whose product is annotated as transmembrane emp24 domain-containing protein bai. The transcript is spliced from 5 exons. Gene Ontology annotation, biological process: intracellular protein transport; Golgi organization; endoplasmic reticulum to Golgi vesicle-mediated transport. NCBI's taxonomy places the organism in Eukaryota, Metazoa, Arthropoda, Insecta, Hymenoptera, Braconidae. Bases 202 to 831 code for a protein of 209 amino acids. Gene Ontology annotation, cellular component: endoplasmic reticulum; endoplasmic reticulum-Golgi intermediate compartment; Golgi apparatus. The record is from RefSeq and is a predicted model, not a curated record.
ACCCAAUGGCUGCCAACUCAUCGUAAAUUGUUGACAAUUGUAGUCAUGCUACGUGGGCCAAAUAAUUUUUAAUAAAAAUAAUAAAAACAUUGUGUAAUUCUAAAAAUUACAACUAAAUGAUUUAUAUAUUUAUGAAAUAUUAAAAAAUAAAUAUUUGAUUAAAUAAAUAAAUUAAAAAAGUAAUUAAUAAUUAACAAUAAAAUGAGUUGGUUAAGCUGCGUCGUUGUGACGUUGCUUCUAGUGAUUGUCAAUGUCCAGGGUAUAUCUUGGCGAAUGGAUCCAAAUGGUUUAAGAUGUUUGAAAGAAGAAAUGCAAGGAAAUGUUCUUGUUGUUGGUGAAUAUGAUGUAUCAGAAGCACCUGGACAAAGAAUGGACUUUGUGGUUAAAGAUUCAAAAGGUCAUAUACUUUAUCAAAAAGAAGACAUACCACAUGGUAAAACUUGGAAGUUUACAUUUGUCACUGAAACAAUUGACACAUUUGAAAGUUGUUUCAAAUCACAUGUACCAAAUCACAUACGAGGCAAUAAACAAGAUGUUACAUUAAAUGUUAAACAUGGAAUUGAAGCUAAAAGCUACGAGGGUAUUGGUGAAGCAGCUAAAUUGAAACCAAUUGAAGUUGAACUUAAACGUUUGGAAGAUUUAUCAGAAGCAAUUGUUCAAGACUUUGAUAGAAUGCGUCAAAAUGAAAAACAUAUGCGUGAUACAAAUGAACAAACAAAUGCACGUGUAUUUUACUUCAGCAUAUUUUCAUUGUUUUGUUUGAUUGGUCUUGCAACAUGGCAAUCACUCUACUUGAGACGUUUUUUCAAAUCAAAAAAACUCAUUGAGUAGAUGUUUUAAUAAUACUAAAACAAAUAAUCUUCCAUGUACAUGCAAAUCAAGAAGGAAGAAUAAUUUGAGUAAAGCAAAAAAUAAACAAAAAUUCAAUUAAAUAACUCAAGAUAAUACUUUUGUAUAAAAAAAACAUUAAAAACAAAAAAAAAAAAAAAAAUGGAGAUAAACAACACGAUGUACCUUGUACAGAAUUAUCGUCAAUCAUUGUCAUUCAUUUUUUUUUUUUAUUAACAUCAUCAUAAGCAUUGUUGCUAUUUACUUUAAAAGAAAAAUAAAAAAAAUUUUUUUUUUGUCUAUUCGAUAAA